Symbiodinium sp. CCMP2592 is the source of this 4071-nucleotide messenger RNA. NCBI's taxonomy places the organism in Eukaryota, Dinophyceae, Suessiales, Symbiodiniaceae. The record is from the annotation of a GenBank genome assembly.
AUGGUCCAGAUGUGGAACAUUGUUUGCAUAGCCUGCAGGCCCAGAAGACAUUUCGUCCAAAGACGAAUAGAGCCAGCCGGACCUGUUGACAGGGCGAAGGUGUCCCUUCUCGGCGACCCAGAAGUCCUUCAGUACAGCAUCAUGCCUAACAAGCAGAGGUUGGACCAGCUCUUCACCGGCAGAAAGCAGCACCAGAUUUUCAAGACGUCUCGGCAGGCAUUUGUUUGGGCGAAGAUAGAGUCUUCCCUCCACGACUGCUUGCACGACCUCAGUGAUAUUGCUGUGUUCGUGCUUGGGCAGGAGGCAGCCAAGCAGGAGCAGGCCGCCAUGCUCCCAAGGCUGCGGCAAAGCGAAGACAUCUUUGAGUCUCAGCGGCGGUUCUUCAUCCAGCAGCAUUUGCUGCAGCAUGCGGCAAACCUCAGUGCUGUUGAUGAUGCCACGCUCACCGAACUGCCAAAGCUCAGCGGUUCGGAACAAGAGCAAAGGCUCGCAGCCGCUUCACACGCGAAGUCUUCAAGUCAGCAGACCGCCGAUUCUAUGAUUUCCGAGAAAGUCUCGAACAUGGACAAAGCAUCCUCUUCCGCGAUAGCAAACUCGGCAGUCGAAGACAAGGCGUCAACAACACCGGCAGAAGCCAGUGAUGCAAAGCUUGAGGCCGUUGAGACUGUCAAAGCUUCCAUGCCAGAAACGCACGCCUCCUCUUCUGAGAAGACGAAGGCGGCAGAGGCUGCGGAAACGCAGCAAGUGGAAGAGGAAAGAAGUGACGCGACAGCUUCCAAAACCGUCGAGACCGCGAAGAGGCAGCAGGACAAAGAUCCCGAGCAAACAGCCGAUGAGGCUGCGCCAGAUUCCUCGGUAGAGAAGACGGAAGCAGCAGAUGACAAAGAAGAGGCGCCGAUGACUUCGCAGGAUGAGGCGUCCAGCCCGACGAAAAGUUCCGGCAGCACCCUAGUGAAGGAGACAGUGACACCGGAGGCAGAAAGCGACGCGAAGCCUACCAAAACUGUCGAGACGGCGAAAGCUUCCUCAAAGUCGGCUGCGCCAGAUUCCUCGGUAGAGAAGACGGAAGCAGCAGAUGCCAAAGAAGAAGCGCCGAUCACUUCGCAGGAUGAGGCGUCCAGCCCGACGAAAAGUUCCGGCAGCACCCUAGUGAAGGAGACAGUGACACCGGAGGCAGAAAGCGACGCGAAGCCUACCAAAACUGUCGAGACGGCGAAAGCUUCCUCAAAGUCGGCUGCGCCAGAUUCCUCGGUAGAGAAGACGGAAGCAGCAGAUGCCAAAGAAGAGGCGCCGAUCACUUCGCAGGAUGAGGCGUCCAGCCCGACGAAAAGUUCCGGCAGCACCCUAGUGAAGGCAGAAAGCGACGCGAAGCCUUCCAAAACUGUCGAGACGGUCAAAGCUUCCUCUACGCCAGCUGCAUCAGCCUCCUCUUCUGAGAAGACGAAGGCAGCAGAUGCCACGCAAAAGCCGAAAGACAAAGAAAUGGCGUCGAAGCCGUCCAAGGAGAAGGUUUCCAUCCAAAUGAAGAGCUCUCGCAGAAGCAGGGCAGGUGCAACGCAGGAAGCCGAAGCUGACACGAAAGCUUCCAACGCUGUUGCGGGCAAUACCUCCUCUAAGCCAGCCGCACGAGCCGCUUCUGCCGAGAAGACGAAGUCAGCGACAGAAGCCACGGCAAAGCAGAAAGUCGAAAAAAAGGCACCGAAGGCGACGGCAGUAGAUGCCACGGCAAAGCCGAAAGACAAAGAAGAGGUGUCAAAGCCUUGUAAGGAGAAGGCAUCCAGCCAAACGAAGAGCUGCGGCAGCUCCGCAAACAGGGAUGCAGCAACACAGAAGGCAGAAAGUAGCGCGAAGCGUUCCAAGACUGUCGCAUCCGGCAAGGCCGCCAAGAGUCGCCCGGCAAAAGAAGCAUCUCCGAAGAAGUCGAAGGCAGAUACUACGGCAAAGCAGAACAUGGAGAAGAAGAUGCCCCGGUCUCAGGAAGCGGCGGCUGCAUCCUCGAAGGGCCCGCCGACUGUCACGAGUGUGGAGGGCGAAGCCUCCACCUUCGCCUACAGCGGGAGCUUCGAGGCGGAUGUCCAGAAGAUUUUGGCUGGCGCAGUCCUCGAGGACGACAUCAGUGCUUUCGGAGACAGCUCCUCCAAGGAUUCGGAGAUCUCUGAGGACGACACGCCUUCCCCAGCUGCACGAGACACCCCCGCUAAGAAGGGGAAGGCUGCUGAGAAGAAGGCCCAAGCCACGGAGGAGCAUCUGGAGUCAUUGAUCGAGAGGAAGGUGAACCUUAUUGCUGUGGCAGUCGUGGGUGAUCUCCAUCGCAACGGUCACAUCCAGACCGUGCUUGUGGCAGAGGUGGAGAAGGGGAGGGCUACAGUUUUUGUUUCCGAGGACUUGCUCAAAGGAAGUAAGGCGCAAAAAUCUCUAAAAGUGCUCCUGGAGGCGAAAGAGGUGGUGAAAGUUAUGCACGAUUGUCGAAUGGCUGCUGAUGCCCUCCAGUCGUUGUUGGACAUUCAGCUGUGCAGCGUAUUCGACACUGCCAUUGCCUGGCAGAUGCUGCAAGACACGGAUCCAUCAGCUUUGUCCAGUACGGAGUCCACGAUACUUCCAGUCCUGCAAAAGUAUGCGCCCCUAGCCUUCAAGGAGAUGCAUAAGGUGCUUCCCCCACAGAAGAAGACGCUUCCGAAGCCGGAGCAGGCGAUCUUCGACGUGCUUGGUUUGAGAGAUGAGGUUCCGUCCUCAGCGACUUCGGAGGAGAAGCACGAGGCCGUUCGUCUCUUGGAGCUGAAGGGUCUGCUGACCGCGUCUCUUGCCAUGGGCAAACUGCUGGGCGGCAAGUCCCAGACCUUCAAGAAGCUUUGCCAAAAAGGCCUCGCAGAAUUCCGUGCCUGGCCUGGGCAGCAUGUGAGGACGCUCCCACGAGGACGGAAGGUGCCCUUCAGCUUCAAGGACCACAAGCUCGUCUGCCACCUCAGUGGCAGCGAAGAGCUGAGGAAGAAGGUCUUGGAGGUCCAGAGAGAGAAGGAACGAGAGGCUGCGGAGGCAGCAGCCGAAAUCCAGCCUUUGCUCCGUCUCCUUCCGGACCCCAUCUUCGAGGUGGUCCAGCGCCACAUUCGAGAGGUCGACAGCAACCCGAUGGAGAUUGUCAUCAGCGUUGGCCGCCCCCUGGAGUUCCGGUGGAAGCCAAUGGGGGAGCGUGUGAUGCGCAGCGACUUUCUCGGCGAGCCAGCUACCAAAGAGAAUGUGCAGCUUGUGGUGCAGCGCAUCGGGCUCAAGAAGUUCACGAUUCAGGACCGGGCGGGCAUUGACGGCACCCUGCAUCGCAUCUCUGCUGCUCGCAACCAGUCCGGUCAAGUUGUCACUCUGAUUAUGCGAGUCGGAAGGGCCUCUUCCAAUCUCGCUGGGCUUUUGGAGGACAUCCUAGCAGAUUCCAAGUCGAUCCUCAUGCUCGGGCCCCCUGGAGUCGGCAAGACGACGUUGCUGCGGGCCUGCGCCUCAACUAUGUCCAAGACAAGGCCAACAGUCAUUGUGGACCCAGCCGGCGAGAUUGCAGGGUGUGGCGACCAACCGCACAAGGCUGUGGGCAGAGCUUUGAAGGACAUGGCGUAUUCCAAAGGGAUGAAAACCAGAAGCGAGGCUCGUCGAGAGGCCAUGACCCGUGUCUUGGAGAACAUGACGCCGAAGGUGCUUGUCGUCGACGAGAUUGGCACAAAGGGGGAAGCGCAGGCUGCUCGGACGAUUGGAGAACGAGGUGUUCAGCUGGUGGCCACUGCACAUGGCCACAACCUCUCUGAUUUGCUGUCGAACACAGACCUCCGCGAUCUGGCUGGUGGCAUCAUGACGUCUACCCUGGGUGAUGCAAACGAGCGCUACAAGGCUUCUGGGCGAAAGACAGUGUCCGAAAGGUCCUGUCGACCUGUGUUCUAUACGUUGGUUGAGAUCCGGAGCCCGAUUUCAGUCGCCAUACACACAGACCUCGCCCGAUCCGUGGAUGUCGCGUUGAUGGGCCAGUCCCUCACAGUUCAAGUUCGUUCGCGGGAUGAAGAGGGGCAGAUGUGGGUGGAGUGGCAAAAGAUGUGA